CACGGGCGCAGCCGCCCCCAGCAGCUCUCCACCUUCGCCCUGACGCUCUACAAGCACCGUGCUCGGGUGGACGGGCAGGCGGUCCUCGUGGACUUCUGGGACACAGCUGGACAGGAGAGGUUCCAGAGCAUGCAUGCAUCCUAUUACCAUAAGGCUCAUGCUUGUAUCAUGGUGUUUGAUGUGCAGCGGAAAGUCACCUACAAGAACUUAAACAGCUGGUACAAGGAGCUGAGAGAAUUCCGCCCAGAGAUUCCUUGCAUUGUGGUGGCCAACAAAAUUGAUGCGGAUAUGAAGGUGACCCAGAAAAGCUUCAACUUUGCCCGGAAGUUCAGUUUGCCCUUUUACUUUGUGUCUGCGGCGGAUGGCACCAAUGUAGUGAAGCUCUUCAAUGAUGCUAUCAAACUGGCAGUUGCUUACAAACAGAAUUCAGGAGAUUUCAUGGAUGAGGUCAUGCGAGAACUGGAGAGCUUUGACCUUCAGAACAAGAGUGAGAAUUUGUCGGAUAAAGAGGAGAGCUGCCCUGAAGAGAAGCCCCCAUCUGCCUAAGCCUCGGACCCUGAGUAUGUUUUUCCCUUUGCUCUAGAUUUCUGGGGCUAGUUAGAGCUGGCCUUCGCAGGGGAAAGUGAUUUUUCUCAUGCCCUGAGAGCUCUGGUGAU
Pygoscelis adeliae (Adelie penguin) is the source of this 656-nucleotide messenger RNA. RefSeq names its product RAB, member of RAS oncogene family-like 2B (gene RABL2B). The record is from RefSeq and is a predicted model, not a curated record. Gene Ontology annotation, molecular function: GTPase activity; GTP binding. Gene Ontology annotation, cellular component: Golgi apparatus; endosome. The transcript has 6 exons. The annotation marks the transcript as partial. NCBI's taxonomy places the organism in Eukaryota, Metazoa, Chordata, Aves, Sphenisciformes, Spheniscidae.